This is a messenger RNA of Trichoplax adhaerens, 1725 nucleotides long. RefSeq lists its product as uncharacterized. NCBI's taxonomy places the organism in Eukaryota, Metazoa, Placozoa, Uniplacotomia, Trichoplacea, Trichoplacidae. Bases 1 to 1725 code for a protein of 574 amino acids. Gene Ontology annotation, molecular function: translation elongation factor activity; GTPase activity; GTP binding. Gene Ontology annotation, biological process: translational elongation. The record is from RefSeq and is a predicted model, not a curated record. The transcript is spliced from 11 exons.
AUGGCGUCUGCACUAGCUCCAGAGACGGAAAGGAACAGAUUGCCUGCAGAUCAUGACAGUAAAAUCGAAGAGCCAAUCGAUGACGAUACUCCUCCUUUACCAAACGAAACGGUUAAUAACGACACAUUGAAGACGCAAUUCGUAUCACCUUCGGGGGAAAUGUUUGAUAAAUUAUGCGCAGAGUUGAAAGAGAGACUAGAUAAUGGUCGAGGGGAAUGUAUUUACCAAUUGGGAGUAUCUGAUGAUAGUGAUCCCGGGUUAUCUGAUAAUGACAUGCUGGCAUCGAAAGCUACUUUAAAAAGUUUAGCCGAGUUAUGUGAUGCAGACCUGCAGCUUUUACAAGAAAAGCAUUCUACUGAGGGAACAGUUGCUAAAUAUUUGAUUAGAUAUCGAGCUAAAGAACGAGAAUUUCUAGAAGUUAGAGUUGCUGUGGUUGGUAAUGUAGAUGCAGGAAAAUCGACCCUAUUGGGCGUUUUAACUCAUGGGGAGUUAGACAAUGGCCGUGGCCUUGCAAGACAGAAGUUGUUUAGGCAUAAGCAUGAGGCUGAAUCUGGACGCACUAGCAGUGUUGGUAACGAUAUUCUAGGAUUUGAUAGUCAUGGAGAAGUUGUUAACAAACCCGAUGCACGAGGUUUAGCAUUAGAUUGGCAACGAAUUUGUUAUGCUUCGUCAAAGAUAAUAACAUUUAUCGACUUAGCUGGUCAUGAAAAAUAUUUGAAAACAACAAUCUUUGGUAUGACCGGUCACGCUCCUGAUUUUUGUAUGUUAAUAGUCGGUGCUAAUGCUGGUGUAAUCGGAAUGACGAAAGAGCAUCUUGGCCUGGCCCUUGCUUUAAACGUUCCUGUUUAUGUAGUUAUUACUAAAACUGAUAUGUGCCCUCAAAAUGUUCUUAGCGAUACAUUGAAAUUAUUAGCUAAGAUAUUAAAGUCACCCGGAUGUAGAAAAAUCCCUGUUUUUAUCACCAAGGAAGAAGAUAUUACGGUCGCGGCGACCAAUUUUGUAUCUGAAAGGAUAUGUCCAAUUUUUCAAGUAUCAAAUGUUACUGGAGCUAAUUUAAAUUUAUUAAAGAAGUUUUUAAAUUUAUUACCGUCGCGGAUGAGUCGCAAGGAAAAUGAACCUCCGGAAUUUCUUAUUGAUGAAACUUACUCUGUCCCGGGUGUUGGAACGGUAAUUUCUGGGACGGUAAUGCAAGGAAUUAUCCGCGUAAAUGAUUCAUUAUUGUUAGGACCAGAUUCUCUUGGUCAAUUUCAACCGGUAGUUAUCAAAGGUAUUCAUAGGAAGAGGAUGGCAGUAGAGUACGUUGAAGGAGGACAAACUUGUUCUUUUGCACUGAAAAAGGUCAAAAGAUCAACUAUUCGUAAGGGAAUGAUACUUGCAUCUCGUGAUUUAAAACCAGAAGCAUGUAGCGAAUUUGAAGCCGAUAUUUUAGUGUUGCACCAUCCUACCACUAUUAAAAUCCACUAUCAAGCUGUCGUACAUAGUGGAAGUAUGAGGCAGACUGCAAGCAUUGUCGAAAUGAAUAAGGAACACAUACGUACAGGCGACCGUGCCUUAAUUAAAUUCCGUUUUCAGAAAACACCCGAAUAUCUUAAAUCGAAUACUAAGCUUAUCUUCAGGGAAGGACGGACUAAAGCUAUUGGUACUAUAACUAAGACUUUUCCGAUAAAACAAGCUACUGUCCAAUCGAAGCAAGCACAAUCAAAAAGCACCAAUCGACAAUCGUGA